AUGGCUGUUGCCUGCGCACCGGUUACUACCCGCUCCCCAACCUUCUGUCGUGCGGUUCGGCCUCAGGGAUUGGCUGCCCGGGAAAUCCUUCCUCCUCCUUUCACCAACCCCGCCCCGCCGCGCUCCCACGCACACCCCGCCCCUUGGGUACACCCUGGCGUCCGCUGCGAGGGGGCGAAUGAAGUUUGGUGGCUGAAGAGAAGAAGUGGGGCCGCCCGCCCGCCCCCUGCGACGAGCUCCUGGCCCCGCCUCCUGGCCCCGCCACAGUUGGCACGGCCUGCUCACCGUGAGGAGCCCCUCCCUUCCCUCGCUCUGGUGGGGAGCGUGGCGGCGGUUGCUCCCUGCGUAGUUUGA
Podarcis lilfordi (Lilford's wall lizard) is the source of this 354-nucleotide messenger RNA. NCBI's taxonomy places the organism in Eukaryota, Metazoa, Chordata, Lepidosauria, Squamata, Lacertidae. The record is from the annotation of a GenBank genome assembly.